Molecule: messenger RNA, 2898 nt
Organism: Trichosporon asahii var. asahii CBS 2479
Lineage: Eukaryota; Fungi; Basidiomycota; Tremellomycetes; Trichosporonales; Trichosporonaceae
Exons: 8
Coding region: 1-2898 (965 amino acids)
Source: RefSeq, a predicted model, not a curated record
AUGCCGCUCCUCAAACGUAAGCCGGUGCUUAUGCACCCGCUGCCGUCCAUGUCCAGCAUUGUUCAGCCGGUUACCGACAAACCGACACAUGCGAACGGCGACGCGUCGCCCGGGGCAUCGGCCCCAUCAGCACCGCCAGACGACCUGCCGAAGGACUCGAAGGAUGAGGAGGAGCAGCUGGAGAAGCUUCUGACAGCUCUCAACGAUCCGACUAUCGCCGCGCCGGCCAAGAAGUCUCACAAGGACAAGGUGAAUGGAGUGGUUAACGGCGCGUCGACGACUCAGGACACGGCGGCGCCCGGUUCCACCUCUCUCCCUAGCUACCGCGUGAAGAACGUGGAGGUGUUCUACCUGCCUGAGACGGGCGAAAUCUUCCUGGACUACGACGACAAGCGUUCCUCGACCAACCGUUGUUCCAUGAGCGGCAAGUCCGGCCUGUCAUACUUUGAAGCUCGAGAGAAUGAGCAACGGGAAGCCCGGCAGCUGCACUCGCGAUUCCCGAAGCAGCUGAAGAAGGCUGUCUUGGAGUCAGUCCAGUACCAGGUGGAAGGCAAGCUGGAAACUCUUGCCGACAAGAUCUUCGAGCGCUUCGUGAAUCGCUUCUUCGACGACGAAAAAGUCUUUGUCGAUGUCCAGGGAGACAAGUAUUUGGCUCGAGUUGUGCGCACAUUCCCUCCGAAAGACCUCGUUCUCCCGGAAGGAGCGAGCUCACCCUAUCACCCGUAUGCCACCGACCUCGACCUCGAGCCGGAAGUGGUCGUUGAGCGCGAUGACCCCAUGAAGUACUUCUACCAAGUCCGCCUCAUUGAGGAGGGCGGGGAUGACGAAGCCCAGCCCAGUGACACGGAGGAGGGCAAGGGCGAGGAGUUCCAGGGCAGUGUUAUGGAAGUGCAGGCCGAUAAGAUCAGCCGUGAUGCCGCCGUCUUCUCGCCAUGGAUCGUGAAGAAGCCUGUCGCUCUGCGCUACGGUCUGCCGACAGAGAUGUCUGACGAGAUUCGAGAGAAGAUUGAUAAGAUUCGGUCCAGCGAGAAGACGAGGAAGAAGCGCGAGCGCGACGCCAGACUGGGCAUCACCCAUAGCGAGGGUGAAGAGGACUCCAAGCCCGAAAAGAAGAAGCGCAAGACCAAGGCUGAGCGCGAGAAGGAGAAGGAAGAGAAGGCCGAGGUCAAGGAGGAGGAGAAGGAGGAAGAGGAGAAGAAGAAGAAGCGUGGCUUGAAGUAUCCUUGCGAGGACGCAACGGCUGGCCGUAUCGAGGUGCGACCGAAACCGGAACGCUCGCUGCCCUUCGGCGACGACUUCGACAAGUUCCUCUUUACCUGGAGCUUCCUCAACGUCAUGGGCAAGCCUCUGGGAUUGUCGCCGUUCACGUUGGACGACUAUGAGCAGUCUCUGCUCCACACUGACGAGUAUACUGCCCCUGCGCCGAUCCUGGUGGAGGUUCACGCAGCUCUGCUGAACGCCCUCAUGAAGGACCUGGAAGAGGGUCAUGAGCCCGUCAAGCCGAUCGUUCACUGGGGCUUAGACUAUGAUAACGACAUGGACUACUGGACGGGGACAAAGGGCGCAAACGUCGACACGUUACGACCUGUUGUGGAGCCUCUUGGCGAGUCUUGGACGAAACGGCAACUUUCGUACAAGGACGGUCGUAAAGGUUGGGAGAGUGCCCUUGUCGGCUGCCUCUGGGAGCGGGCUGAUCUCGACACCUUAAAAGACUACCUCAACUACAUCCUUCACCUGACGUUCGAGGACAAGCCGGCUCCGACACGACCCACAUGGUCUACGGGACCCAGCACGUCCUCAUCACAUGGCCUGAUCCCUUCAAAACCUGAGCGGCGGUACACAUCGCUGGACCACAAGGCAAAGCUCAACAUUAUCAGCUUCCUGAUCGACCUCGUGACGCAGACGGCCAAUAUCCGCGAUUUCUUCGAGGAGUCUACGAAUGCUGUCACGGAGGACGCCCUUGAACCUAAGAAGGAGAAGGGUGAGGACGGCGAGGACGUCAAGGACGAGGUGCCAAGCUCGGUUGCGCCAUCACCUAAUGGACACGCGAACGGCACCGCGACGAACACGGAACGGGACGAGCUCGAGGGCUCGAUGAUGGACGACACGUCGCGUGCCAACUCGCCCGCCUCCGAGGCUGACCGCGUCCGCACCGCUGCCUCGCGCCGACGGGCAAUGAAGGAGAAGGCGCUGGAGCGCGAGGCAGAGGAGGCAGAGCGCCAAGCCGCACUCCUUCGAGAACGCGCCGAGGCCAAACUGAAGCGAGCCGAGAGCAAGCACAUGUCUCAGGAGAAGAAGCGGCUGGCCGAUGCCGAAGAGGACCUCGAGAACCGACAGCGACAGCUCGACUACGAGUUCCGGCGGAACAACCAGGUGCUGCGUGUGAAGCCGAUCGGUGUGGACCGGUACGGCAACCGCGUGUGGUGGCUGGACGGCAUCGGCUCUGCUGGUCUCUACGACUCGAGCGGCAAGGUGACCUACGGCACUGGCCGUCUCUACCUGCAGGGUGCCGAGGAGUUCGACGUCGAGCACCACCGCGCCGCCGCCGAGCUGACAGAGGAGCAGCUCUCGCAGCGCCGAGCAAAGGAGGAGGGCGACAAUGUGCUCGCGCCCGGCGAGUGGGCAAUGUACGACACGCUCGAGCAGCUGGAGGGGUUCAAGAACUGGCUCAACCCGAGGGGAUACAGGGACCACCACCUUUUGCGCUUCCUGAACCAGUGGUGGCCCGAGAUCACGCAGGGCGUGCAGAAACGCCGCGCCGCGGCGGGUCUCGAUGGCAAUGAGGACGAGGGCCACGGUGGGCGCCGCUUACGCCCCAGCCGGAGGGCGGCGGGCGACGACGUCGGCGAGGGAUACCUCGGCUGGAAGAACAGGCGCGCCGCUGGUGGCCGACACUAA